Molecule: messenger RNA, 679 nt
Organism: Saccostrea cuccullata (small rock oyster)
Lineage: Eukaryota; Metazoa; Mollusca; Bivalvia; Ostreida; Ostreidae
Exons: 3
Coding region: 23-679 (218 amino acids)
Cellular component (GO): plasma membrane
Source: RefSeq, a predicted model, not a curated record
CCAGUGUGUAAAAGUCCCAACGAUGCACUUAGACGCAGCGAACAAAAUUUGGAAUUUCCUGCGGGUCAAUGACAAUCUGAUAAAGAGUGAUGUCAUAGUUGGUUUGGGAAGCCAUGAUCCUCGAGUUGCAAUAGAAACAGCACUUCUGUGGCUAGAGGGAUGGGCAGAUAUCAUUGUUUUUUCUGGUCAUUCCGGUAAUUUAACAGCAGGACGAUGGAAUAAAUCAGAAGCAGAGGUUUUUCGUGGUAUCGCAGUAUCUAUGGGCGUGCCUUCAUGUAAAAUAUAUACUGAAAUCAGAAGUCAGAAUACAGGUGAAAAUGUCCGCUUUACUUACAAACUACUGAAGACAAAAUACAGAAUUCCUCAACGAAUAAUACUUGUACAGAAACCUCACAUGGGCAAGCGAACUGCCGCUACAUUCUGGAAACAAUGGCCACAAGAAUCGAACACACCCGAAAUAUCAUUGGUCGUUAGGACUCUGAGGAUAACACUGGAACGCUACCCAAGCGAUGACGUCGGAGAUUUAAGUGAUGUAAUUUCCAAAAUGAUGGGAUAUUUACAGCGUUUACCUUUAUAUCAUAACCUUGGUUUCCAGGUGUAUGCUUACGUCCCUGAUGAUGUUUGGGAAUCAUAUAGACUUCUUCAGCAAACGAAUAUAUACAACUCUCAUUUAGUUUGA